GGCAGCGGCGGGCGGCCGGUAGCAGCUGCCGAGCGGAGCCGAGCCCAGCUGAGCCCAGCCCCGCUGAGCCGAGCCCAGCUGAGCCCUGCCCCGCCGAGCCCGGCCCGCAGCGCUCACCGCCGCCGCCUCUGGAACUGACAUCUUCCAAAUCUGCUGCUGCGAAAAAAAUAAUAAUAAUGGAAACCAUGCAUGAGCUGAUCCCCUUUGCCAAAGAAAUGCUCAGCCAGAAGCCCAACAGGAAGAUGGUCAAGCUGUACAUGCUGGGCAGCGUGCUGGCUUUCUUUGGUGUGGUCAUUGGUCUGGUGGAGGCAGUGUGCAGUCCUUUCACCUCUGAAGGGAGGCUAGAGGAGGAGGAGGAGAAGAAACCUGCCCCGACCCGAGAGCAAGUGCUUCCUCAGAAACAGGAGGAUUUGAUCUUGGAAAAGAGCAAGAAGCCGGUGGUGAUGCAGAGGGCCCUGGUGACCAGACAACACGCCUCCUAAGAGCCCCGCGGCUGGAGAGGUGCCUGCUGAGCAACCGAGCACAAGAGACUCUGCUGUCCUCUUGUACCUGGUGGUGGUUCCAGCGAGAAGAGAGAAGGGUUGGCAGAAGGACGAGACCGCAAGUGCAAGACUUGAAAGAAGUGAACGGUUAUAUUUGCUGCUGUGCAGCAGUGGGAAAAAAUACCUUUUGUUGGUAUAAAAAUGUGCAAGAUGCACAGCAUGGUUUCUUAUUUUUAUUACGGAUGCAUUUUACAACAUUUUGCAAGAUCAAUAAAUAUUUUAUAUGGUA
Messenger RNA from Phalacrocorax carbo (great cormorant), 771 nucleotides. NCBI's taxonomy places the organism in Eukaryota, Metazoa, Chordata, Aves, Suliformes, Phalacrocoracidae. The record is from RefSeq and is a predicted model, not a curated record.